AUGGAUACGGUCCACGGCCAAGACAACAACGACAACAACGACAACAGCGACAACGACAUCGACAGUGAUCUCUCCACCACGAUGGACAGUGCAGAAGACAGUGCUGCAGACCACGAGUCAACCAUGCAAGAUAUAAUAUAUGACUCGGACGGUAACGAGCUACCUGACGUUGAAGGCGAUGUUAAUCACAGUAGUGACGAGGCCCUCGAGUACUUGAAAGGACUCAUUCGGGAUCACUUGAUGACCGCCAUGGAAGAUGAUCAGGCCUUGAAACACUUCGUCGAGCAGCCGGCUGACGAUAAAGCCAGAGAAUUCAUGAUACAAAUGAUAAUCAUUGCUCUUGAAGCAGACCACGAUAUAAUGCUUGCCUACCUCUUGAAAGCGGCUUUGGAGGCGAGAGAAACAGCUACGGGAGACCUGCUUGAAACUAUCGAUGAGUUUCUUCGACGGACAUAUGAUGUAUUUGAGGGAGUUGGAGCCAUAGAAUCGAGAGACUAUGUGCAAAGUGUUCUCGAAUACCUUCUGCGGAAGGAAGAAUCGGAUAGUGAGGCGACGGCAUCGGCCGUUUCUUCCACCCCGGAGACUGGCUCAAGUAUCACUGUCUCCUUUGGUGAUGAAAUGUUAACCGUAGCUUUCCACGAUAUACUGAAUUUCUUCUGGGGCACCAAAUUCAACAGCAAAUGUCAUCACUGCCACGAAGACUUUGCAAAAAACGAGCCGCCUAUACGUACAAUCACUAAGCAUGAGGUUAGCUCUAUCCAAGGCGAAGUUCAUAUUCGAGUCAUCAAUCGCCACCUCUCGUGUGUGAAAACAAUUGGCGUCUUUUUUGUUCCGGUGUCCCAUGUUUGGGAUGACUCCAUUCGAAGAGCCAAUGUAUCAGGAGUUCAUGAAGAGGCGGCUGCUUCUACGCUAGUCAAAACCCUCAAAGAUUUGUUUAUAGGAGCGGAGGAGUCUUACUCUCCAGGAGUGGAAUUUUGGCAUGAUUAUUUCAGCGUUCCUCAGUGGGUGCCAGCGACGAAGCAUUGCUUGCUUCUCCAUAUACCGGCAAUUUACCAUCUAGUAGACGAGAUUCUGGUGCAUAUGUCUGAUGUGCCAUCCUCUCAUGUUUGGCUCCUACUUAUCUGGAGUCGUGUUCAAGGCGAAAUCACAUUGGUUCAAGCUCUCCAAAAAGUUCACAUUUUCCGUUGUCUCUGUGAAUCUGAGUGGAUGAAAAGGAUGUGGGUGACCCUCGAAUACGCUCAGUCGAAAGCCGCCUGCGUUAUGGACAAGUCAGCUUAUAUCCACAGAACCCUGGAUGCCAACGGCCUGUUUGCUCGCGAUACCUUUUCUCAACUUGUUAGUGGCACACAUAACCAGUUACUUAGCGUAUUUCGAUAUGCUAAAACAUUUGCGAAAUCGCUCAGCUUACCAGGAGAUUUUCUCGGUGGGCUCGCGAACAGGACAGACGGUCCACGGCAGCUCUGUCUUGGCGAAGCCGUAGAAAUGAUAGCCAAAAAGGAUUGCUUCUUGUUCAGGGACCGAUUUAUUGCUAUCCAGAUCCUCACCGAUAAACAGGUAAUAGAAAACAACGUCCGCGCACUCCCACUUGAGGAAGUUGAAGCUUGCGAACAAGUUUGGAAAAAUGCCCUGAUGAAUAACGACUAUUCUCCCCUUCUUCUCCAGCCUCAAGAAAGGGUGGUCGGGUCCAACCCUACAAUGGGAUUGCCAUCGUUCUUAGUCGGCUGUCAUACUUUUGACGGCGCAGAUUGGACUUUGGGUGAUCUGAGGUCUUCACCAAAACGACCAAUUAUCAGUAUUGACCCAAUAGUCCAGCUUGAGCUGGAUGUAGUUGGCCUAAUAGAACGAAUCGACUAUAUGGGCGUUCAAGACUCGGGCGAAAUAGCUGGAGUGGAUUGGGCAAUACAAUAUUUGUUUUCGGCGGCUGCAGCUGAAGAAAUUCCACUGUCUCCGGAAAAGCUCGUCGAUAGCAUGAACCGCGUUUUUCCUUUCGAUAUGAUACACCAACAAGCGGCAAGAGUUUUGGUAAACAUGGUGUUCAAAUUCGAGGAAUGUCAAGAACGAGACAAUAAUUUCCAAACUCGGCUGAAGGAACAACUCGAGAUAUAUGGCGCUGCUUCGGUAGGUGAAGAGGGAAGUCUUCAAAGAAGAAAUGCGGCCGAAGAAAUCUCGAAAGCCUUGGAACUUGAAAGGCACAUACUGGGAGAGAUUUCUGAUCAGAUCACUCGUCUUACGAGAUCAAGACAUGUGGCUCGUCGCCGAAAAGAGCGUGGCGUAGAGCUUGGCGAAGCAAUUUGCCAGGUUAGAUGUCUUACCUGUCGAUGUGUUACUCUCUUCCGUCUCGAUUUGAGGGACACAGCAGAUCUUGGCCAUAAAGUCUUCCGUAUUCCAGGGCUAAGCUAUUCCGAAGGCGUGGAGAAUGGUAUUGGACUAGUAGUUGGCGACGGUAGGAUCACGGGGAGAAUGUUUUAUGGCCCUCCUGCUUGUGAUUGUCGAUUUUCUGAGAUUGUAGAGAUCAAUUAG
Molecule: messenger RNA, 2520 nt
Organism: Glarea lozoyensis ATCC 20868
Lineage: Eukaryota; Fungi; Ascomycota; Leotiomycetes; Helotiales; Helotiaceae
Exons: 1
Coding region: 1-2520 (839 amino acids)
Source: RefSeq, a predicted model, not a curated record